This is a messenger RNA of Rattus rattus (black rat), 3190 nucleotides long. RefSeq names its product family with sequence similarity 78 member B (gene Fam78b). Lineage: Eukaryota; Metazoa; Chordata; Mammalia; Rodentia; Muridae. The record is from RefSeq and is a predicted model, not a curated record. The transcript has 2 exons. The coding region runs from base 319 to 1104 and encodes 261 amino acids.
CGCUCCUCCCUGCCCUCCGCCGGGGCGCGGGAGCCGGCGAGAGCGCCCGCCGCCUCCCUGGGAGCGCACGCUCCGCGCGCCCUGCUGGAGCGAGGAGGCGGGCGUGGGCGGGCGUCGGGGCAGCCGCGACCCAGCGCGCGGAAAGGGAGGGGCUUCCCGGAGGAUGCCCGCGGCGGCGGCUCCUCGCUCUUAGGCGCUAGCUGAGCUGGACCGGGAGCGAGCGGCGCGUCGCCAUGCCGGCGUGACGGGCGCCCGCGGCUGCCCGCGCCGGGCCCCUGCGCUGCCCCACGCCGCGCUGCGCCGGCGCCGGGCGGCAGGAUGGGCUGUAUCCAAAGCAUCACCUGCAAGGCGCGGAUCCGGCGCGAGAACAUCGUGGUGUACGAUGUGUGCGCCACCAUCGACCAGUGCCCCACGCGCAUCGAGGAGACUUCGCCCAUCGUCCUGCGCUACAAGACCCCUUACUUCAAAGCCUCGGCCCGUGUGGUCAUGCCCCCCAUCCCCCGCCACGAGACCUGGGUGGUGGGCUGGAUCCAGGCUUGCAACCAGAUGGAGUUCUUCAACACCUACAGCGACCUGGGCAUGUCAAGCUGGGAACUGCCUGACUUGAGGGAAGGGAGAGUAAAAGCCAUCAGUGACUCAGACGGGGUGAGCUACCCAUGGUACGGGAACACCACAGAAACUGUGACCCUGGUUGGCCCCACCAACAAGAUCUCCAGGUUUUCCGUCAGCAUGAAUGAUAACUUCUACCCCAGCGUGACAUGGGCAGUGCCAGUGAGUGACAGCAAUGUGCCACUGCUCACAAGAAUCAAGAGGGACCAAAGUUUUACCACCUGGCUGGUAGCCAUGAACACCACCACCAAGGAGAAGAUCAUUCUGCAGACCAUCAAGUGGAGGAUGCGAGUGGACAUUGAAGUGGACCCUCUUCAGCUGUUGGGGCAGCGGGCCCGGCUGGUGGGCAGGACUCAGCAGGAGCAGCCCCGGAUCCUGAGCCGGAUGGAGCCCAUCCCCCCUAACGCACUAGUGAAGCCCAAUGCCAACGAUGCCCAGGUCCUCAUGUGGAGGCCCAAGCGGGGGCCGCCUCUGGUUGUAAUACCUCCUAAGUAAAAGCAGACUGCCCAACCGUGUGGAACACAUGCCACUGAGACCCGCAGUGGGGUGACCAGGGGUGGCAGGAGCCAAACUGAGUUUCUGAGCCAAAGCAGACCUCUUGGUGUGCCAGCCUUUGCAGCUACUUGUGACGAGUACAGCUGCUCCUUGGGCGGUAGAACCAUAACCCUUAGGAAAAGCCCCCUUCCUCUUAGGAAUAAAGAAACCACUGAUUUGAUAGACUUGCUCUGAUUACCGUGCAAGUAGCCAUAUUUUGGAGCUGACCAGGACGAUUCUUUUAUUUGAACUACUGACCAUUUCUUUCCCGUGAGAUGCAGGGAAUGGAAAUGAAACUAAACAGUGCCUGUGGCAGAUGCUGCUUCCCAACCAAUUAGAAGCGAGAGUGAAAACAUCCACACCAGGUGUUCGUAAGACAGUCUCCUUGUGGGACUGGAGGGUGCUGGGGAAUUGGGUGAAAGAUCCUGGGUGCUGGGGAGAGAGGAGAAGAAGGUGUUACUACAGGUUACUAUCAAGUGUUAGCUGAUGGUCAGUACAUCCCCCGGAAUGAAAAGGGACACUUAGGGAACUAGAAACCUAGCGUGCCCUUUGUUUUGAGGGAGGAGCUGGUUUUGGAACUGUCCAAGGUGCUGAUGUCAGCAGCGCCCGUGGAGACUGGCUGCUUCCGUCCACUCACCUCUUUCCAAAGAGAUCGCCCAUUCUAAGUGUUGUUAGUUAUGGUAUCGGAUGUGUAGUUACUGUUUUUCUGUAGCGAUUAUGGCGUUGGGUCCCUCUUGAGUUCUUAGUCACUCAAUCUGUGACUUUGUUUACAACCACUGAUUCCUAUCACCAGCCCUCGAUUUACAAAGAUGUGUAAGCCUCGUGUUUGUAGGGUUUCGGGAACAUCUCAACAAAUGAGAAAAAAUAUUUUCAAUUCUUAGUUUCUAAAUUGAACGGGCACAGGAAGGGCACACAUCUGUGCGCACACGAGGGUGCUCACACACCAGUAUUUAGAAUGAAAAACAACUAGUCUCGCCAGUAGUGCCUGAACAUUCAUGGCCUUUAAACGCAAAUAGUACAUACACCGUAUGCCCACGUAGGUUAACUUCAGCUGUCCUUACAAAAACUCAGCUUCAACUGUUUGUCCAACUGUAGAUGAGAAAUGUUCAGGCUUCUUUAGUGAAGGUCUGAGCCUUAACGCCAUCUUGUGUUGCUGACAUCCAGCCAAUAAAGAUGAGAAGUGAUCUUCCUUUUAGUCCAGCAGUGUAAAACUUUUUAAAGAGUUUCCAGUGUUUACAGUGGUAAGAUUUCCAACCCUUCCCACCGAAGCUAUCGUGCCCCACACCCCAAAGAAGAGCCUCCCCUGUUAUUCUCAAUGGCACAAAUUGUGAAAUACAUCCUUCCUUGUUCAGAAACUCCUCAUGUAACCUGACUACAGAAUUUUCACAAUGUUGUAUACUGAGUAGGUAGAUUCUUUAAACCUAAUUUCAGAGGUGAGAGAUUUCCAAGUCCAGAGCCAUUAUACAAAUCCUGUCAUUGACUCCAAAUCUUCCAGAGUUUGGGGACAGAGAAUGCAAACCAGUAGGCUUUCUCAUUACUCUUGUUUGCCAUGUACUGUAGUCUAAUUUCCUUCAUGCUCUGGUCCCAAAGGAUGCUACUCAGAAUAAUGUAGCACUAACUUCACACUCCACCCAUCAGCUUCUCUCACCUAGAUUAGUUAUCGAUGGCACGUUAUUUAUAGCAACACAUUAAUAGCUCAUUGGUAACAUUGGUGAGUUGCAAAGACUCUAUUUAGAAAUAAUUCAGCUGUUAACUUUUGGAUUUCCCAUGCUUCCCUACUUUUGAAUGGCAGAACUGACCUCAGAGACCUACAGAUUGAAGAGUAAAAUUGCUUAUUUUCCAUGCUAACAUCAGAAGCAGCAAUCUCUCCCUUGUAUUGAAUUAGAUGCCACUCUUAUGAGAUUUGGGUCAAUGGAUGCUGAUCUUGGAAUCUAAGCCAUGUAGCACCACUUUAAGAAAACCUGAUUUUUUUUUCUUACAUCUAAAAUUGUAACAACAGAUGAAUAAGUUUAUAUUAAAAAUUCUAUGCAAGGUUUCAGACUUAAAA